CAAUGGAGGAUUCUGUGAAGUGACUGGGGGCUCCCCCUGUCCCCCCCUCUCAGGGACUUUUGCUUUGCUCCAUCACUGGGAGGGGUGGCAGGAGCAGACAUCAUGAGGAUCACCAGGAGCCCCCAGCUAGGCCUGCUGGCCCUCAGCCUGCUCUGUACUCUCUUGUCCCUUGCUCAGUCCUUGACGUGUGAGGUGUGUAAGCACUCAGGACCCUCCUGCACUGGCAAAUUGAAGCUCUGUGAGGCCGGGAAGGAUGCUUGCAUAAUCGUUGUGGGGUUGUCCACCACAGUCCCAGGGGGCAUAGAGUCCGUGGACACCUCCAAAAGCUGCAUGAAAUACAAGCACUGUUACUCAGGCUUCAUCUCCACUAGUCUGGGGCUCGAGGAACACAUGGUGUCCAACUCGUAUUGUUGCCAGGAAGACGGCUGUAACAAGGGCAGCAUCCCGACCCCGAGGAACAAUAGCACACGGAACGGACUCCGCUGCCCAGCCUGUAAGGCCACCUUCCGCGAAUACUGCUCCGGGAAGGAGCUGGUCCAGUGCGUAGGGAACGAGACACAUUGCGUCUACUUCGCGGGGACGGUGUAUGCAGGCAUCCUCAGAGCCAAAUUUGCCGCCCGUGGAUGUGCCAGUGAGAGCGCCUGCAACGCCCAGAUUAAACCAGUUCCCCUAGACGAUCGGCUCUGCAUAUGUCUCUCGGGAGUCAGCGGCAUCACGUUGGGCAUAAGGGAAGAGGUAGAGACGAACAGGGGCUCAGGUCGGAGCUUAGGAAAGGCAGCAACCAGGCUCGCUGAACUCAGAUAAUCUCAGUCUCUGCACCCCGAGGGGCAGAAGAGCACAAGAAUAGCGUCGGUGAAGUUCAAAUACCAAUUCCCCUUGGAGGGGAACGAGGAGGGAAAUGAAUACUUUCCCAUCGCUUUCAUUUCCAAAUAGAUCCCUCCCUCUACUCUUUCCAGUGAUCCAGCCCUUGUCCCAAAGAAUAAAGAAAAAAGAAAAAAAAACAGUUCGGUAAAA
Molecule: messenger RNA, 1014 nt
Organism: Phascolarctos cinereus (koala)
Lineage: Eukaryota; Metazoa; Chordata; Mammalia; Diprotodontia; Phascolarctidae
Gene: PINLYP
Product: phospholipase A2 inhibitor and LY6/PLAUR domain containing
Cellular component (GO): extracellular region
Molecular function (GO): phospholipase inhibitor activity
Source: RefSeq, a predicted model, not a curated record